Messenger RNA from Emiliania huxleyi CCMP1516, 450 nucleotides. RefSeq lists its product as hypothetical. NCBI's taxonomy places the organism in Eukaryota, Haptophyta, Isochrysidales, Noelaerhabdaceae. The transcript has a single exon. Bases 1 to 450 code for a protein of 149 amino acids. The record is from RefSeq and is a predicted model, not a curated record. Gene Ontology annotation, molecular function: ubiquitin-protein transferase activity.
AUGCUCGCCGGCGAGCCGCACAUCGACUUGGCCGACUGGAGGCGCCACUGCAUCACGGCGGGCGGCCUCUCGCGCCGCUCGCGCCGCUUCCGCUGGUUCUGGCGAGUGGUGCGUUCCUACUCGCAGCAAGAGCGGCAGCAGCUGCUCCAGUUCGUCACAGGCUCUCGCCAGCCGCCCGUCGGCGGCUUUGCGCAGCUGCAGGGCUUCAACGGCGGCGUGCACAAGUUCACGCUCUGCGCGGCGUCGCACGAGCCAAAGGACUCGCUCCCGCGGGUCCACGCGUGCAUCUGCACCCUCGACCUGCCAGAGUACUCGUCGUGCGGCGCGAUGCGGCGUGCGCUGCACAUUGCCCUCUCGAUGGGCGCCGUCGGGUUCGACGACGCGGCGGUGGCUGGCGACGACGAGGCGCCGUCGGGCGACGAGUCAGCAGGGACGCCGCCGCCGGAUUGA